AUGUACAUCCAAGCAAAACACCCAUUCUCGCGCCCUGACAGCGGCCAAACCAGCGGGCCGCCGUCCCAACCCCCUCCCGUCCGUCAGGGUGGUUCCCACGGGCGUGUCCGCCAUGGCAACGGCGCUUCUGGCAUGUCGCAAGAAGAGCAAGAAGCGUCCACACAUACGUACGAAGAAGCCGAGGCGGUGAAACGUUGCACAACGUACACGUCUGCAGACCGCAUGUAUCCGGGUGGAGCAUGCGGCCGCGGUGCCCUCUGUAGCUUCAUCCGCCCCCACCUCAGCUACUUGGCCGCCGGCAUUGCCGUGCUACUGAGCCUGGUUGCAGUGGGAUUCGCCCCUCUGACGUUCAUCAAUAAAGAGCGCGACCAAGACGACAUGCGCAAACUGCUCACCACUCUUGACAACAGGCAGCGAAGCCUAGUCGCCUCCUUGGAGCAGCGUCUUCACAAGAUCAGUAAGACCCUGCUAUAUUGCCCUACAGGUUACACAAUAUUUCGUGAAAUCUGCUACAAGGCCUUCAACACACGUCAGACCUUCAGCGGAGCAGCAGCGGCCUGUGGUGAAGGCGGCGGCACCCUCGCCAUGCCCCGAGACUCUGGGACCAACGGCUUCCUGAUCUCCCUGUACAAGUCCGUGAGCGAGAACGAUGACUUCUGGAUCGGCCUGCACGAUCAGCGCGAAGAGGGAAGCUUUGAGUGGGUGGAUGGUUCUGCACUUGGGACGUACAGCUCCUGGCGUUAUGGACAACCCGACGACAGUGGGGGUAGGGAGGAUUGCGUGUCUUACUCCACGCACUGGAAAGACAACUGGAAUGACUUGCCCUGCGACCGUCGGAUUCGCUUCAUAUGCCAGGCUUUUCCAGGACGUCCGGUUCCUUAGGCGACAGGCGGAACUCUCACCAUUUCUGUACAGCGGCUCCCCCGCCAUCCGCAGUAAAACUAACCAGUAAAACGUGACACUUGGUUGUUUCAUCAAUAUUCUUAAGGUUCUUCUUAAGGAAGGACGGGAGUGUAUGGAGUACUGGAGCAGGAAAGUGUAGUGAUGACACGAAAGAAAAAGAAGGUUUUUCUCGAGUAGAAAAUUAACUAACACAGAAGAGAUGGUGAGUGGUCACCAAAGCAAUGAAGCACUAACUGUAGAUUGGUAGUCACGCCUCAGUUUUUAUCUAGAGACAAUUCACAGAUCUUACGUAUUAGCAAGGAGUUCUCUUGCGUGAAGAACAUUUUUGAAAGGCACAAAAUCCUAUUUAAGAGCUUCGAACAGACAGAACCAUGAAACAAAAUACAAGCGCUAGCGCUUAAAAGAUAUACUUAAGACAAAAUUUACUUCAGACUUCACUUAUAGUUUGAGUUCCCUAUGUUGUAGUAAAUGGACAAAAAAACAACAAAG
Molecule: messenger RNA, 1392 nt
Organism: Branchiostoma floridae (Florida lancelet)
Lineage: Eukaryota; Metazoa; Chordata; Leptocardii; Amphioxiformes; Branchiostomatidae
Product: C-type lectin domain family 3 member A homolog
Exons: 5
Coding region: 1-882 (293 amino acids)
Source: RefSeq, a predicted model, not a curated record